AUGGCGGCGUGUUGGAAGCAGGCUUCCCUACGGCUGCCCGUAGCGCUGCGGCCUCUGCUCGCGGGCCGGGUGCUGCACGACACCGGCCCGGCCCGGGACGUGCUGCUCUUCCAGCACGAGCGGGGCCGCUUCUUCGCCGUCCUUGGACUGUUCUGCGCGGGCCAGGGCGUCUUUUGGUCCUCCCUGGCCGUAGCAGCCUUGACCCGACCGUCGGCUGCGGAGGCCCCAGAGCGCAGCCGCUUUCACUUACGCUCUGCGCUCUGGCGCUACAGUCUGGCCGUGGGCUGCGGCGCCAUUGGGACCCUGGUACUCGGUGCUGGUCUGGUCUUCUCCCUCCGUUCUGUGCGUUCAGUGAUACUGCGGGCUGGAGGGCAGCAGGUGACCCUCACCACUCAUGCCCCCUUUGGCUUGGGGGCUCACUUCACUGUACCCCUGAACCAAGUCUCCUGCAUGGCUCACAGGGGUGAAGUCCCUGCCAUGUUGCCUCUGAAGAUCAAAGGCCGGCGCUUCUACUUCCUCUUGGACAAAGCUGGACACUUCCCCAACACGCAACUCUUUGACACUACUGUGGGUGCCUAUCGGAGCUUGUAA
Molecule: messenger RNA, 591 nt
Organism: Orycteropus afer afer
Lineage: Eukaryota; Metazoa; Chordata; Mammalia; Tubulidentata; Orycteropodidae
Gene: TMEM223
Product: transmembrane protein 223
Exons: 2
Coding region: 1-591 (196 amino acids)
Biological process (GO): nervous system development
Cellular component (GO): mitochondrion
Source: RefSeq, a predicted model, not a curated record